AUGAAUGAGAAACAAAUUCUCGGCGUUGCUGGUAGCAGUAAUGAUGUACACCUUAUGACAUUAGAAUAUUAUAACGAACAUAAAGAUGAACUGAAAGGAGAGAAGGGUGACACCGGACCUCAAGGACCACAAGGAAUACAAGGAAUACAAGGAAUACAAGGACCUCAAGGCGAAAACGGUUUGGAUGGAAAGGAUGGAAAGGAUGGAAAAACUGCUAAAUCAUGGAUAUGGGACCUUAUAAAUACUGGUUUAACAGCUGCUUCAUAUGGAGUUCUUCAAUACCAAAUCGGAAAGAUAUGGGCGGUACUUGGUGAAGAAGUUUUAAAUGACGUUAAAAAUGCUUUGAACUUCAUUUCAAAUGGUUCGGAUACUAUUAAAACUUUAUCUGGUUGGAUGCAAGAAACAAGGAGUCAAAUAGAUACUGUAAGACGUAUAGCAAACAAUGCACGUACGGGAUUGGAUACUUUACGACAAGCACAAAAUACACUAAAGGAAGCAAAUGAUAUUCUUGGCUCAGUAUCAGACAUGCAUGAAGAUUGGCUUAAAG
Molecule: messenger RNA, 547 nt
Organism: Trichomonas vaginalis G3
Lineage: Eukaryota; Parabasalia; Trichomonadida; Trichomonadidae
Product: organellar and viral DNA polymerase type B
Exons: 1
Source: RefSeq, a predicted model, not a curated record